Cygnus olor (mute swan) is the source of this 2802-nucleotide messenger RNA. RefSeq names its product heterogeneous nuclear ribonucleoprotein H1 (gene HNRNPH1). The coding region runs from base 648 to 2147 and encodes 499 amino acids. Gene Ontology annotation, molecular function: RNA binding. The transcript is spliced from 13 exons. The record is from RefSeq and is a predicted model, not a curated record. Gene Ontology annotation, biological process: regulation of RNA splicing. NCBI's taxonomy places the organism in Eukaryota, Metazoa, Chordata, Aves, Anseriformes, Anatidae. Gene Ontology annotation, cellular component: ribonucleoprotein complex; nucleoplasm.
GCCGCCCGCAGCGAGCGAGCGAGGACUCGGGACGGGACGGGAGGUGUUUUGUGUUUGUGCGAGGGACAAAGCCGCCGCCAUCUUUGUGCUCGUGCGGACAACGAGGCGGAGCGGGCCCGUGGGGCCCCCCCUCAGCGCCUUGAGGCGGGGCGCGAAGCGCGCAGAGGCCGCAACCCCCACCGCCGCCACCGCGGCGGCCAUUACAGGACUGCCCCCCUCCCCUCACCAGCCCCCCCCCCACACCCCGUCCGCCAUUUUGUCCCCCCCCUCAGCAGGCGGCCGGCCCUGACUGGCUGCUUUCAUUUGUCACGCCGCCAUUGGCUGGCGGGCGGCGGGGGGGACAGGCCCGCGCGGCGCGUGACGUCAGGACGCUGCGCAGCGCGGCCGGCGGCUAUUUAAGGGCGGUGCGCGGCGGUGCGCAGGAGCAGCCAGCAGGCGGGUCGGGCCCGGGCAGGCUGGCGGCGGCUGCAUCGCGCCUCAUCCCCGCGGGAGCGGAGCGGCACAGGGCGGCAGGCCCCGGUCCCACACCACCGCAGCGGCUUCUCGGCGCUCGCUGAUUUUUUUUUUUUUUUGGUCUCAGAGCGGCUCUCGUAUUUUUUUUAUUUUUUUAUUUUUCUCCCGGCCCUUAGUGGGAAGGCGCGGCCGAGAUGGAUCCCUGUCACACUGAGGAGACCGAGGGCGAGAUCCCCGGGCUGGCUACCACAGAAACCGAGGCGGAGCCCAACCUGACCUCCAAUGUGAUGCUGAACACAGAGAGCAGCGAGGGAUAUGUGGUGAAAGUGAGGGGGCUGCCCUGGUCCUGCUCCACUGAGGAGGUGCAGAGGUUUUUUUCUGACUGCAAAAUUCUAAACGGUGCUUUAGGUAUCCGUUUCAUCUACACAAGGGAGGGCAGACCAAGUGGAGAAGCAUUUGCUGAGCUUGAAUCAGAAGAGGAUGUGAAAUUGGCACUGAAAAAGGACAGAGAAACAAUGGGACACAGAUAUGUUGAAGUUUUCAAGUCAAACAACGUUGAAAUGGAUUGGGUUCUGAAGCAUACUGGUCCCAACAGCCCUGAUACGGCUAAUGAUGGUUUUGUACGUCUUAGAGGACUCCCAUUUGGCUGUAGUAAAGAAGAAAUUGUACAGUUUUUUUCAGGGUUGGAAAUCGUGCCAAAUGGGAUAACAUUGCCGGUGGACUUCCAGGGGAGGAGUACGGGGGAGGCCUUCGUGCAGUUUGCUUCACAGGAAAUAGCUGAAAAGGCUCUAAAGAAACACAAGGAAAGAAUAGGGCACAGGUACAUUGAGAUCUUCAAGAGUAGCCGAGCAGAAGUGCGCACUCACUAUGACCCUCCACGCAAGCUGAUGGCGAUGCAGAGACCAGGUCCUUACGACAGACCUGGUCUGACGCGGGGAUAUAACAGUCUUGGUAGAGGAAGUGGCUUGGAAAGAAUGAGGCGUGGAGCUUAUGGAGGAGGUUAUGGAGGUUACGAUGACUACAAUGGGUAUAAUGAUGGCUAUGGUUUUGGUUCUGAUAGAUUUGGAAGAGAAUGGACUCUCUUCUCUGCAGGAAUGUCGGACCACAGAUAUGGCGACGGGACGUCCACCUUCCAGAGCACGACUGGCCACUGUGUCCACAUGAGAGGUCUGCCUUACAGAGCGACGGAGAACGACAUCUACAACUUCUUCUCACCUCUGAACCCUGUAAGAGUACACAUUGAAAUUGGACCAGAUGGCAGAGUGACUGGAGAGGCAGAUGUUGAAUUCGCUACUCAUGAGGACGCGGUGGCCGCUAUGUCCAAAGACAAAGCAAAUAUGCAACACAGAUACGUAGAACUCUUCUUGAAUUCUACAGCAGGAGGAAGUGGUGGUGCCUAUGGCAGUCAAAUGAUGGGAGCAAUGGUCAAGGAAUCGGAAGGGGUAGUUCAAGAUUGGAACACUAGCACAUUGCCAGGAAGCCAAUCCAGUUAUGGUGGCCCAGCUAACCAGCAGUUGAGUGGGGGUUACGGAGGCGGAUAUGGUGGCCAAAGCAGCAUGAGUGGAUACGACCCGGGAAGUCAGGGCGCCAUGAACAGCAGUUACUACAGCAGCGGGAACCGUGCGUCCAUGGGAGUGAACGGCAUGGGUGGAAUGUCGAACAUGUCCAACAUGAGUGGCGGCUGGGGAAUGUAACCAAUUGCUGACUUUUGGUCAAAUCUUUUUUAAAAAACAAAAAAACAAAAAACUAAGUUUAACAGUUUUGCAAUACAAGCUUGUGAUUUAUGCUUUACUGUAAGUGAAAUCAGGAUUGUUAUUUUAAAACCUUUCAGGUUCAGUAUUUUUUGAACAUACAGAAAUGAACAUUCAUCUAGGAUGUAAUAACCAAGUUGAGCAAAGACUAUAACUGUUAAACAAUUUUGAGCGUUUCUCAAGUUAGUUUUGUUGUAGGAGUGUAUUUAAGCAGUAAGCGUAUUUAGGUUAAAGCUGUUUGAAUUAUGUUAAAUGUUGCUCUUAUACCAUAUUACAUCCAACACUGUUUUGAAUACAUGUUGAAAAAACAUGCUUUUUUGUAAAGAAACAAUAUAGGAGCUGUGUCUGAAAUUCAAAGUGAACAUUUGGCAUGUUAGUUCUAGUUUAUUUCUUUUAAUAUCCUGUAAGGCACGUUAAAGCUUUUUUUUAAGUUAAUGGGGGAAACGUGUUGAGACGCAAUACGGCUACUUUAGGAUUUUGGUCUUGGUGUUCGUAUAAAAUUCUGAGGCCUUGAUUUAAUCUUUCAUUGUAUUGUGAUUUCCUUUUUAGGUGUAUUGCGCUAAGUGAAACUUGUUAAAUAAAUCUUCCUUUUAAAAAC